Molecule: messenger RNA, 1919 nt
Organism: Pogonomyrmex barbatus (red harvester ant)
Lineage: Eukaryota; Metazoa; Arthropoda; Insecta; Hymenoptera; Formicidae
Product: formin-binding protein 4-like
Source: RefSeq, a predicted model, not a curated record
CACCGUCACCGUCACCGUGGUACCGCGUCGAGUGGCGCGCGGCACGAAGAGUCGCCCGUCACGCAUCAAGCUUGGCCUCGCUCGCCUCCGCGAUCGCCUGUCCGCGAAAUCUCGCCAUUUCGCUGGCGAUCCGAAUAUUCGCAGUUACGUAGCGUGCGUGCCCGCGUGCGUGUAGAAGGGGAAGGAAGCAAUAAAUUUACGCGAGAGACGGAUCGAUCGCGCGGUGCAUCGUGCCACGACGGACGACACGAUGCACGAGGAAGAAGAGGAGGAAGAGAAGGAGAACGACGAGAAGGUUGAUCGCCUUCGAGGAAGGUUGAUCGCCUGCCUGCGGGACGUCUCCUCGUUUCCUGAGCGUCUGCCAGUCCGACGGAGAGAAAUAACGAAUACGCUCGUGCCGUUUACACGUCGAGGAGGCCUCUUGUUGACCACCAUCCCUCCGCCGCCGCCGCCGCCGCCGCCGCCGCUGCUGCCGCCUUCGUCGUCACCGUCACCGCCGUCGUCGCCGCCGCCCUCUUCCUCCUCUUCCUCCCCCUUCGCGUGAUCGGGAGUCCCGCGUUCCUGACUGGAGCAAGGCGCACGUUACACGUUUAUUCUGCGGCCGAGACUCCUUCCUACUCCGCAGGUGGUGCGUAACGAGACGGCGAAAAAAGAUCGGCAGGGGGAGGGAGAGACAGACGGAGAUAGAGCGGAAGGGAAGAGGGGAGAGAGUGACGAGAGCGAGGGGGAAUGGAAAACGGCGCGUUAUCGGCCGUUUCCGGGCCCUUUGUCGAUCGCCACGCCUUCGAAACUGCGUUUGCGCCACGUUAUUUGCGCAACAGUUGGAAGCUGGAAUUUUGCCUCCCCGAAAAUCACCCCCGCACGCGGCCCAAGUAAGGAGGGGAGAGAGAGAGAGCGACGGGACACGCCGCGCUGCCUUCCCGUCAUCGUGGACGAAAAUCCAGGAGCAGCUCGCUGGCUGGCCGGCUGGCUGGCUGGUUGGCAUCGCUACCACUACCAUCAUCACGAUUACUACUACACAACUACUAGUACCAUCACUGCCAGGCCCCCCUUGCCCUUCUAUUUGCAAGUGGGCCGACCAUCGUCGACAGUCCGUGAAUCGUGCGCACACAUGGCCGAUUGCCGUACGUUAUAUGCACUUAUACGGGGUGUACCCGAGAAGACACGCGCUUCCUUAGUGGCUAAGAAGCGAGACGGUUGUUGCGGUCGGUUUCGAGGCGUCCGUCAUUAUCGGGCUAACGUGCGUGGAAAAUUAACAAUCGUGGAGUCGAUUGUAAAAUCAGAUUUCAGAGUCGGCGAUCACAUAGAGAGUUGUUAAUUCUUCAUCGUAGAUCAAGCUCGAGAGAUACGUCUCUUACGGAGAAAAUUCAAAAGAGAUGUAUUAUCAAAGAGAUGAUUUAAAUCAAAUGAAAAUUUAACUCGAGAUCGCAGUCGAAAGAUCGAGAGGCUCGAGAGCGGGACGCGAGGAAAGUCUGCGAUUUCCGGGACAUCCCGUAUAUCGCGUCACAUGUUUCUAUCGUUUCAUACGCUAAAUUUAACUGACUGAUCCGAUCAAUUAACCGGCUCGGACGCGAAGGCGUAGUUGUGUGGCGAUGCCUUGUGCCAUUUUCUUCAUUCUUCGCAUAGCAUUCGCAGACUUUCGACGCUACGCGUACGGCGAAAUGAAUUUCUCGCGAAUACUUGCCGGAUGUGAAAUUCACCGACAAAUCGAAAUUCAAUUUCGCCACACUCGUCUCACGCAACACGCCGCUUCGCGCCACGCACUUCGAGGUGCAUCCGACGCAUCCAUGCAGAGAUCCCACUUUACGCAUUGUUAAACGACGCCUUUUUACAAAAUUAUAACGAACUCUUGAGAAUCGAAAAAGUGAUCUGGCCUAUUAUUAUGCAUCAAUAUAUCGAUUGGACACGUGACAAAAUUA